AUGCCUGAGUUCACCCGUGACGAUGAGCAUAGCUUAGAUUUUUUGCGUACCAAAAAGGAGCUUGGGAAAAUACAUACUGAGGAAGUAAGGAUACUGCAACAAUUGGAGCAGAAGUACGAUACAUUUAUUAACGAGGGCUUGGGAAAACUGUCAAGGAUGGCUCCUCGGAGAACACCACGGCAGCUUCGACUGCGACACCUUCUGAUCUCAUGGCCAGUGCUUUUCUUGAUGCUUUUCUGUUUUUUAACGGUACUUUAUUUGCUGCAGUUUCGUGAGAAUGGGCGAGAACGGCGCCUUUUUCUUAUUCGCUGGCAUCUUUACCUGAUUGGUUUAUUGCUCGCUUUGGUAACUUUGGUGGGCUUCACGCUUGUCCGUGAGCGCCUUAUUCUCAAGAAAAUCCUUCUGGGUAGUUGUGUGCUGAUUCCAGUAUUAUUGGGGAUGUUGACGCUUGUGACAUUCUUCCGCAGCCGUGCCAAUGAAUUUGGCCGAUGGGAUGGGUGCCUGUUUUCAUUCUGCUGGGUGGGAGAUGGACUGAUUGUUGGGGAGUUGGCAGCGCUUCUAUUUCUUCAUUGA
Messenger RNA from Trypanosoma rangeli, 573 nucleotides. RefSeq lists its product as uncharacterized. Lineage: Eukaryota; Euglenozoa; Kinetoplastea; Trypanosomatida; Trypanosomatidae. The transcript has a single exon. The coding region runs from base 1 to 573 and encodes 190 amino acids. The record is from RefSeq and is a predicted model, not a curated record.